Gossypium arboreum is the source of this 3612-nucleotide messenger RNA. Its product is annotated as leucine-rich repeat receptor-like tyrosine-protein kinase PXC3. Gene Ontology annotation, biological process: protein phosphorylation. Gene Ontology annotation, molecular function: protein kinase activity; ATP binding; receptor serine/threonine kinase binding. The record is from RefSeq and is a predicted model, not a curated record. The transcript has 2 exons. NCBI's taxonomy places the organism in Eukaryota, Viridiplantae, Streptophyta, Magnoliopsida, Malvales, Malvaceae. The coding region runs from base 684 to 3341 and encodes 885 amino acids.
AGUUUGAAGAAAAUAUAGUAAUUAUAAUAUAUUAACAUUCCAUAUUUGAAGACUGACCAGACAGAUUAUCGAAUAAAAAAAAAAAAAAGAGACCUUGGCAGUAUCAUGUCUGAUGACACUUAUUCAGUUUUCAGUAUGAGAGAGAGAGAGAGAGUGCAGUGCAGCCUCAUUCACUCACCCCUGCUCUUUUCUCGUGACAAAGCCCUUUACGUGAACUCCUCGUUUUUCUUUUCUUUCUCAGACCACCUCUCCUUCCCUCUCUUUUGUUUCUGCGCAACAAUAUUACAAACCAUCUUCUUCUUCCUUCUAUAACCAACAUGCCCAUCUACCCUCUUCUCUCUUUUGUUUCUUUCCCUUUCUCUCUCAUUCAACCCUUUCUUUUCCUAAAACUAUGGGCUCCUCUCCUUGGAUUCUGAUACUAUCUCUACUGGGAUUUCCUGCAAAAAACCUUUCAUCUUUUUUCUGGGUUUUCAAUCUCCAGCUUUAUCUCCAUUCUUUUUCUAAGCUGUGAUGUUUUUAAUCCAUAAGAAAGUUGCUUUCUUUAGCUCCAACCUCACUGCUUCUUCGUCUAAAAUUUGAGAUUUGGAGCCAAAAUUGAAGGGAAAACGUAAUGUGGGUUCUAAUCAGCAAGUGAUUGUAUUUGUUGUUGAAUUUUCAUUUGAUAAAAAGAUAAAGCUCAUAUAAUGGCAUAUUUGUACUUGUCAUUUUUGCUUGUUUGGUUUCUAUCGAAAUCAUUUCUUGGGGAGGCUCAGCUCAAUGACCAAGCUACAUUGUUAGCCAUUAAGGAAGAGCUUGGGGGUGUAGCAGGUUGGGGUGAUAACGAAACAGAUUACUGCCGCUGGGAAGGUAUUCGUUGUGGCUUGAACCAUUCCCUUGUUGAAAGACUGGAUCUUUCUAGGCGUAUGCUUAGAGGUAAUGUUACUCUCAUCUCUAAUCUUAAAGCAUUGAAGGAGCUCGACCUUUCUUUUAAUAACUUCCAUGGACGGAUUCCUUCAGCUUUUGGGAAUUUAUCUGAGCUUGAAUAUCUGGAUCUGUCAUCGAAUAAGUUUGAAGGUUCUAUUCCAGUGGAGUUGGGUGGCCUUAGAAACCUUAGAUCAUUGAACUUGUCAAACAACUUUCUUGUAGGAGAGAUACCUCAAGAACUUGAGAUGCUAGCAAAGUUGCAGGAUUUUCACAUUUCUAGCAAUAGAUUGAAUGGUUCUAUUCCCCAUUGGGUUGGCCGUUUGACCGAUUUGAGAGUUUUUACAGCCUAUGAGAACCAGUUAGUUGGUAAGAUUCCUGAUAAUCUAGGUUUGGUUUCUGAACUGGUGUUGCUAAACCUUCAUUCAAACCAGCUUGAUGGGUCAAUACCAAAAAGCAUAUUUGCCAUGGGGAAGCUUGAAAUUUUGGUUCUCACCCAGAAUGGACUUACUGGUGAGCUUCCUGAAGAAGUUGGUAAUUGCAGAGGCCUUUCUAGUGUUCGUAUUGGGAAUAAUAAACUUGUUGGCACCAUUCCCAGGACCAUUGGAAAUGACACUAGCCUCACAUACUUUGAGGCAGAUAACAACAACUUCUCUGGUGAAAUUGUCUCGGAGUUUGCGCUGUGUACUAAUCUUACACUCCUAAACUUGGCCUACAAUGGAUUUACAGGAAUAAUUCCGCCGGAGAUUGGACAACUUAUGAAUCUUCAAGAGUUGAUUCUUUCUGGAAACAGUCUGUCUGGGGAUAUUCCGAGAUCAAUUCUGGAGUGCAAGAAUCUUAACAAGCUUGAUUUAAGCGAGAACCAGUUUAAUGGUACCAUACCAAAUAAAAUUUGUAAUAUGACAAGAUUGCAAUACUUGCUCUUGGAUCAGAAUUCAUUCAAAGGGGAAAUACCUCAUGAGAUUGGGAAUUGUGUGAAACUGCUUCAAUUGCAGCUUGGCAAUAACUUUUUCACUGGAAGUAUUCCUCCUGAGAUCGGUCAUAUUCGCAACUUGCAGAUAGCUCUAAAUUUGAGCUUCAAUCGUCUCCAUGGUCAAUUGCCAUCGGAAUUAGGGAAACUAGAUAAGUUGGUCUCUCUGGAUGUCUCCAGUAAUCAGCUUACUGGUAAUAUUCCACUGGCACUUAAAGGCAUGUUGAGCUUGAUAGAGGUCAACUUCUCAAAUAAUUUUCUCACUGGUCCGAUCCCGACAUUUGUACCAUUCCAGAAGAGUCCGGAUUCAAGCUUUCAAGCAAAUAAAGGGCUCUGUGGGGAGCCAUUGAGCUUCACAUGUGCAAACUCUGAUCCCGCGGACUACCACCAUACUGUCUCUUACAGGAUCAUACUAGCUGUGAUCGGUUCAGGUCUUGCGGUGUUUGUAUCGGUCAGUGUAGUGGUGGUCCUGUUUAUGAUGAGGGAGAGACAAGAGAAGGCCGCAAGAAGCGUAGAGAUUGAAGAUGAAGGAACCAGUGACCAGCCAACCAUCGUAGCAGGGACUGUGUUUGUCGAGAAUCUCAGACAGGCUGUAGAUCUAGAUGCUGUAGUCAAAGCCACUUUAAAGGAUUCAAACAAAAUCAACAAUGGGACUUUCAGCACCAGUUACAAGGCAGUUAUGCCUUCCGGAUUGGUUUUGUCGGUAAAGAGACUGAAGUCGAUGGAUAGGACCAUAGUUCAUCAUCAAAACAAGAUGAUUAGAGAGCUGGAAAGACUAAGCAAGCUUUGUCAUGAUAAUCUCGUACAUCCUAUUGGUUUCGUCAUCUAUGAAGAUGUCGCUCUUCUGUUACAUCAUUAUUUACCAAAUGGAACACUUGCACAACUUCUUCACGAAUCGUCGAAGCAGUCCGAGUAUCAGCCAGACUGGCCCAGAAGACUAUCAAUAGCCAUUGGAGUAGCAGAAGGAUUGGCUUUUCUCCAUCAUGUGGCUGUUAUCCACCUUGAUAUAUCUUCGAGCAAUGUACUUUUAGAUGCGGACUUUAAGCCAUUGGUUGGGGAGAUUGAAAUAUCAAAGCUCUUAGAUCCAUCCAAAGGUACUGCAAGUAUUAGCGCUGUUGCUGGUUCCUUCGGCUACAUUCCCCCAGAAUACGCAUAUACAAUGCAAGUCACCGCUCCAGGAAAUGUGUAUAGCUAUGGUGUGGUGUUGCUUGAGAUCCUCACCACACGAUUGCCAGUGGAUGAGGAUUUUGGGGAAGGAGUAGACUUAGUGAAAUGGGUUCAUGGUGCUCGAGCAAGAGGGGAGACCCCUGAGCAGAUACUUGAUGCAAGGCUUAGCACGGUUUCCUUUGGGUGGAGGAGAGAAAUGCUUGCAUCUCUGAAAGUAGCUUUACUCUGCACUGACACCACACCCGCAAAACGACCCAAGAUGAAGAAGGUAGUGGAAAUGCUCCAAGAAAUAAGGCAAAAUUGAUCCACAAUUAUCUUAUCUGCUUUCUCAGCCAUUUAAGACGGGAAUAUAUCCAUAUUGAGGCUUGGAUAUGUAUGUCCCAACCUACUCCAUUUUGAGUAAUUCAUUUAUCUAAACAAGUGGGCAAAGGGGGUGGCAGGAGGGCGGCUCAAACAAGAACAACCUACCUUAAGAUGCCUUCGAUUGUAAUAUCCAAAGUUUUUGGUUUCCGAACUUGUUAGAUAUGAUUUUCUUUUCUUUAACGGAGUUUCACUCGUAUACUAAAUUAUCAAAA